CCAUUCUCGCCAUGGCCUCUGUACUGCUUCUGGUCCCCGCCGCCCUGGCCUCUUUCGUCCUGGCUUUCGGCACGGGAGUGGAGUUCGUGCGCUUUACCUCUCUUCGGCCACUUCUCGGAGGGCCCCCGGAGACUGGUGGUCCGGAUGUGCGCCAGGGCUGGCUGGCUGCUCUGCAGGACCGCAGCGUCCUCACCCCGCUGGCUCGGGACCUGGUGCUCCUGCUGCUAUUUGUGGGGCAGCACAGCCUCAUGGCAACUGAGACCGUGAAGGCCUGGACGUCCCGGUACUUUGGGGUCCUUCAGCGGUCACUGUACGUGGCGUGCACUGCCCUGGCAUUGCAGCUGGUGAUGCGCUACUGGGAACCGGUACCCAGAGGCCCCGUGCUGUGGGAUGCACGGGCGGAGCCAUGGGCCACCUGGGUGCCCCUCCUCUGCUUUGUGCUCCACGUUAUUUCCUGGCUCCUCAUCUUCAGCAUCCUCCUCGUCUUUGACUACGCUGAGCUCAUGGGCCUCAAACAGGUGUACUACCAUGUGCUGGGGCUGGGCGAACCCCUGGCCCUGAAGUCUCCCCGGGCUCUGAGACUCUUCUCCCACCUGCGCCACCCAGUGUGUGUGGAGCUGUUGACGGUGCUGUGGGUGGUGCCCACCCUGGGCACUGACCGGCUUCUCCUCGCUCUCCUCCUCACCCUGUACCUGGGCUUGGCUCAUGGGCUUGACCAGCAAGACCUCCGCUACCUCCGGGCCCAGCUGCAAAGAAAACUCCACCUGCUGUCCCGGCCGCAGGAGGGGGAGGCCAGGGAGGCUGAGUGAGGCCCUAGCCCUGGUUCCAAGCCUUAUACUUCCUCUUGCCUUAGAAUUAUCGAUCCCUCGACAUCCAGGCACUGGCUAGUUCAGUCCAGAAGCCCCAGAAGCCCAAACCCAUAAACUGAAGGGGCUGUCCCUUCAUGCUUGAGACUCCAGUUCCUGGGUGGGUUCAGCUCCAUACCCCAAAUUCCGAGUCUCUCACUGAACUCCAAGGUUCAUUUCUCACCAGCCUGGAAGAAAGCAUGGGGAACUAAUCUGUCUUGGCAGUUAGGUGCUGUCCUCCAUUCCUCACAAGAAGGGUAUGGCCUUUUACUGCCUCUGCGCCUCAGGGAUCCCCUUCUCCACAUACCCCCUGCCCCCAGCUCUGGACCAGGGUCUGCAAGUUUGACCAGAUCGCUGCUGCUCCAGACUUCAAGCCUGGCAGCCCCUGAUGCUCCGCCCCUGGGCUCCAUCCUCGAAUCCAGUUUAGAGGCUUCAGAUAACUAAAGGUUCCUUGCUCUCAGGAACAUGGGUUGCAGGAAAAUAAA
Condylura cristata (star-nosed mole) is the source of this 1330-nucleotide messenger RNA. It is a transcript of the gene NRM, whose product is annotated as nurim (nuclear envelope membrane protein). The record is from RefSeq and is a predicted model, not a curated record. Gene Ontology annotation, cellular component: nuclear membrane. Bases 12 to 809 code for a protein of 265 amino acids. Lineage: Eukaryota; Metazoa; Chordata; Mammalia; Eulipotyphla; Talpidae. The transcript is spliced from 4 exons.